GCCGGCUCGCAGCGGUUGCUGUUCUCGCACGACCUGGUGUCGGGCCGUUACCGCGGCUCGGUGCACUUCGGGCUGGUGCGCCUCAUCCACGGCGAGGACUCGGACUCGGAGGGCGAGGAGGAGGGCCGCGGGAGCUCGGGCUGCUCGGAGGCCGGCGGCCCCGGGCACGAGGAGGGCCGCGCCAGCCCGCUGCGCCGCGGCUACGUGCGAGUCCAGUGGUACCCCGAGGGCGUCAAGCAGCACGUGAAGGAGACCAAGCUGAAGCUGGAAGACCGCUCUGUGGUGCCUCGAGAUGUGGUCCGGCACAUGCGCCCCACUGACAGUCAGUGCGGCACAGUCAUAGACGUGAACAUCGACUGCGCCGUCAAGCUGAUCGGCACCAACUGCAUCGUCUACCCCGUCAACAGCAAGGACCUGCAGCACAUCUGGCCCUUCAUGUACGGGGACUACAUCGCCUACGACUGCUGGCUGGGGAAGGUCUACGACCUGAAGAACCAGGUCAUCCUGAAGCUGUCUAAUGGCGCCAGGUGCUCCAUGAACACGGAAGACGGCGCCAAGCUCUACGAUGUCUGCCCCCAUGUCAGCGACUCGGGCCUCUUCUUCGAUGAUUCCUACGGCUUCUACCCGGGCCAGGUGCUCAUUGGCCCCGCCAAGAUCUUCUCCAGUGCCCAAUGGCUCUCGGGGGUCAAGCCCGUGCUCAGCACCAAGAGCAAGUUCCGGGUGGUGGUGGAAGAGGUGCAGGUUGUGGAGCUCAAAGUCACAUGGAUCACCAAGAGUUUCUGCCCCGGGGGCACGGACAGUGUCAGCCCCCCGCCCUCUGUCAUCACCCAGGAGAAUCUAGACAGGGUGAAGCGUCUCGGAUGCUUUGACCACGCUCAGCGGCAGCUGGGGGAGCGCUGUCUGUAUGUCUUCCCAGCCAAGGUAGAGCCGGCCAAGAUGACCUGUGAAUGUCCAGAGAAAAACUGCGCCCAGGGGGAGGGCUCUAUGGCCAAGAAGGUGAAGCGCUUGCUGAAGAAGCAGGUCGUUCGGGUCAUGUCCUGCGCCCCGGACAGCCAGUGUCCCCGCGACCACAGCUCCGAGGACCCGGGCAAGAAGGGGGCCUCCAAGGCCCAGAGCGAGCCGGGCUCCGCGAGCCCUGAGGAGACGCCCGACGGCUCAGCCAGCCCGGUGGAGGCACCAGACGAGGGCCCCGAGGAGCCCCCCGAGGCUGGCGAGCAGCUACCCCCCUUCCUGAUGCGGGAGGCCGGAGAUGACCAGCUGCACUCGGCGGAGCAGGACGCGGACGACGAGGCCGCCGAGGACACGGACGACACGAGCUCGGUGACCUCGUCGGCCAGCUCCACCGCGUCCUCGCAGAGCGGCAGCGGCACGGGCCGCAGGAGGAGCGUGCCCCUGUCCAUCAAGAACCUGAAGCGGAAGCACAAGCGGAAGAAGAGCAAGGCCACGCGAGACUUCAAGCCGGGGGACAGGGUGGCCGUGGAGGUGGUGACCACCAUGACCUCAGCCGACGUGAUGUGGCAGGACGGCUCGGUGGAGUGUGGCAUCCGCUCCAACGACCUGCUCCCCGUGCACCACCUGGACAACAACGAGUUCUGCCCUGGGGACUUCGUGGUGGACAAGCGAGUCCAGAGCUGCCCGGACCCGGCAGUGUAUGGCGUGGUGCAGUCUGGGGACCACGUGGGCCGAACAUGCAUGGUGAAGUGGUUCAAGCUGCGGCCAAGCGGGGACGACGUAGAGCUGAUUGGAGAAGAGGAGGACGUGAGCGUGUAUGACAUCGCCGACCACCCUGACUUCCGGUUCCGCACAACAGAUAUCGUCAUCCGCAUCGGCAACACUGAGGAUGGGGCCCCUCCCAAGGAGGACGAGCCAUCAGUGGGCCAGGUGGCCCGCGUGGAUGUAAGCAGCAAGGUGGAGGUGGUGUGGGCUGACAACUCCAAGACCAUCAUCCUGCCCCAGCACCUGUACAACAUCGAGUCGGAGAUGGAGGAGUCGGACUACGACUCGGUGGAGGGCAGCAGCAGCGGGGCGUCCUCGGACGAGUGGGAGGACGACAGCGACAGCUGGGAGACGGACAACGGGCUGGUGGAGGACGAGCACCCCAAGAUCGAGGAGCCCCCCAACCCUGCCCCCGCCCCGCCAGCCGUCCCCGACGAGGACAAGGGCGUGGUCAUCAGUGAGGAGGCCGCCACGGCCGCCAUCCAGGGCGCGGUGGCCAUGGCCGCCCCCAUGGCGGGGCUGAUGGAGAAGGCCGGCAAGGACGGCCCCCCGAAGAGCUUCCGGGAGCUGAAGGAGGCCAUCAAGAUCCUGGAGAGCCUGAAGAACAUGACGGUGGAGCAGCUGCUGACCGGCUCGCCCACCUCGCCCACCGUGGAGCCCGAGAAGCCCACGCGGGAGAAGAAGUUCCUGGAUGACAUCAAGAAGCUUCAGGAGAACCUCAAGAAGACGCUGGACACCGUGGCCAUCGCCGAGGAGGAGAAGCGGGAGGCGCUGCCCGAGGCCGAGCGCAAGGAGGACAAGCCUGAGGCGCAGUCCCCCGUGAAGGCCGACUGGCCCAGCGAGACCCCCGUGCUCUGCCAGCAGUGCGGCGGCAAGCCCGGAGUCACCUUCACCAGCGCCAAGGGCGAGGUCUUCUCGGUGCUGGAGUUUGCCCCCUCAAAUCACUCUUUUAAGAAGAUUGAGUUCCAGCCUCCAGAAGCCAAGAAGUUCUUCAGCACAGUGCGGAAGGAGAUGGCCCUGCUGGCCACCUCCUUGCCCGACGGGAUCAUGGUCAAGACCUUCGAGGACAGAAUGGACCUCUUCUCUGCCCUGAUCAAGGGGCCCACCCGGACCCCCUACGAGGAUGGCCUCUACCUGUUCGACAUCCAGCUCCCAAACAUCUACCCAGCCGUGCCCCCACACUUCUGCUACCUCUCCCAGUGCAGUGGCCGCCUGAACCCCAACCUGUAUGAUAAUGGGAAAGUGUGUGUCAGCCUCCUAGGCACCUGGAUCGGAAAGGGGACAGAGAGGUGGACAAGCAAAUCCAGCCUGCUCCAAGUUCUCAUCUCCAUCCAAGGUCUGAUCCUGGUGAACGAGCCGUACUACAACGAGGCGGGCUUCGACAGUGACCGCGGCCUGCAGGAGGGCUACGAGAACAGCCGCUGCUACAACGAGAUGGCGCUGAUCCGCGUCGUGCAGUCCAUGACACAGCUGGUGCGGCGGCCGCCCGAGGUCUUCGAGCAGGAGAUCCGGCAGCACUUCAGCGCCGGUGGCUGGCGGCUGGCUAGCCGGAUCGAGUCCUGGCUGCAGACGCACGCGCUGCUGGAGCGGCAGGCGCUGCCCGGCGGCGGCCCUCGGGACAGCGGCUCCCCAGAGCCGCCCACGGGGGCUGAGCUCUCAGACUCUGGCCGGGAGGAACCCGAGGACGGUGGGCUGGGCCCUGGCGAGGCCUCGCAGGGCUCAGACUCAGAGGGUGGCGCGGCGGCCGCCAGCAGGGACCACUCAGAGCAGACUGCUGAGGGGGUGGCAGGGGCGGCGGACACAGCCGUGCCACCCAGCGUCAGACCAAAGAAGCGGAGGAAGAGCUACCGCAGCUUCCUGCCAGAGAAGAGUGGUUACCCCGACAUUGGUUUCCCCCUCUUCCCGCUCUCCAAGGGCUUCAUCAAGAGUGUCCGCGGCGUGCUGGCCCAGUUCCGGGCGGCGCUGCUGGAGGCCGGUAUGCCCGCCAGCGCUGAGGCCAAGUAGCCGCCCACCCCUGCUGGACUCCCCUGCCCAUGCCCCCCAGCUACCCCCCCCUGCCGGCGAGUGUGACGCUAGACCGCUACGAGAGUCUUGAGAUGCUGUGUCACUCGUCUGAAGCAACCUUUGAACAAGCGCCCCGCUGCCCAGGAAGCCUGAACCCUGCUGCACCCAGGCACGUGUCCCCUCCCUUGCCAGCUCAUCGUGGGCCAAAAGUGGAGGCCAGCCCAGUGGCAGGAAACUAGCGGCCGCCUUGCAUCAAUGUGGGCUGCUCCAGCAAUCCCGGCCCUCCCUCCUCAACCCCACCUGGUUUACAAGUUCCCAGGCUGCGCUCUGGCCCUUUGGGUGAUGCUCUGAGAGAAGCCAGGAGCUGGGUGGUUUCGGGGGGGUGUGGGGGUGGGUGGCUUAUGGGAGAGAGACCACUGUGGGUGCUUUGCACUUCCCACCUGGCUCCCGGCACUCAGUGGUGCUGGCUGAUCUGCAAGAGCCAGGCCGAGCACCACGGCCACCCAACCAUUUCCCUCCCCUCUCCCCCACCCCCACUCAGAUGUUGUCCCUUGCCCCUCCCUCGGGUGGGAAGGAGGCACCCCCAGCCCUGGGUUCCCAGGCCCUGCCUGCUCCCUCCAGAGAGCCGGCCUGCAGGCCGCCCGCCAGAGACUGGCUGAGGUUUACAAGUUUUCUAAGCUUUUGAUAAUGUGAAGCUCCAGGUUCAGAGGUUGCUUAGAGCGCAAUGCAGCUCAAUAAUUUUUGGUGUAUGUAUGUAAUAUUUAAGGUUGAAAACCAAUAAAAUCUCAAGAGCAAAACAGCUUAACACUUAUUAGGGGAAAAAGACCCCACCCCACCCCCACCCUCCACAAAAGCCAAAGCAUGCUGUGUCUUGUUGCCCGCUGGCCGUCCUGUGCUGUGCCUGGACAGUGGGGUGCCCAGAGUCCCUGGGGGCUGGCCGAAAGCACACCGGAGGACGGGGGGCCAGGCUCCCAGUGUGUUGUCCACGUGGACGUGUGAAUGCGCCUGCUGACGACAUCUGUACCAAGUGCAGUGUGACGAACUCUACUUGCAUUUUUGUUUUGCAUUUUGGUUUGGCUCGUGACAAUGUACGAGAAGGAAAGGUGCCGCCAUUAAACCUGCCUGUGCCAGUC
Echinops telfairi (small Madagascar hedgehog) is the source of this 4853-nucleotide messenger RNA. It is a transcript of the gene UBE2O, whose product is annotated as ubiquitin conjugating enzyme E2 O. The transcript has 18 exons. The record is from RefSeq and is a predicted model, not a curated record. NCBI's taxonomy places the organism in Eukaryota, Metazoa, Chordata, Mammalia, Afrosoricida, Tenrecidae. Bases 307 to 3720 code for a protein of 1137 amino acids.